Molecule: messenger RNA, 1438 nt
Organism: Cydia strobilella
Lineage: Eukaryota; Metazoa; Arthropoda; Insecta; Lepidoptera; Tortricidae
Product: clavesin-2-like
Exons: 6
Coding region: 127-1185 (352 amino acids)
Cellular component (GO): membrane
Molecular function (GO): phosphatidylinositol bisphosphate binding
Source: RefSeq, a predicted model, not a curated record
UAUUUAACUCAAUCUUUACAGCAUUUUCGUAUUCUUAAUGCACCUUUAUGAUUCGUUUUACUUGUUUAAAAAUAGCCAUUAUAACAAACAACAUAGAGUCUAAAAUGCUUCAGAAGAAAUGAAACAAUGACGUCAAACAUAAGAACCAAGAUGGCGACAUCAGUCCUCCAACCAGAAUCGCGACGCGAACACGAACCGAAGGCGGAAAUAGCCGAGUCCCUCCGACUGACCGACGAUGAGCGCAUGGCGAUCCUCGAAGCGAAAGAGAGGGAAACAGGCGAGCUGCCUGCGGAACUGAGGGAGAGAGCUAGAUUGGAGCUGAGAGAAGAACCGGCGAUUAGGGAGCACGCUUUGGCGCAGAUGAGGCAUUUUAUUGAAAAGCAUCCGGCUAUAAAAAAGUCUAGGACAGAUGCACCAUUCCUUCUCCGGUUUCUCCGAACCAAGAAGUACUCCGUUCCCCAAGCAUGCGCUAUGCUGGAACGCUACCUGACGCUGCGCCAGGUCCAUCCUCACUGGUUCCAGAAACUAGACCCCCUGGACCCUAAAAUAGCGGCAGUGAUUGACGCCGGGUAUCUCGUUCCGCUGCCGAAAAGAGACGCUGAGGGCAGACGAGUCGUAUUAUCUUGCAUGGGCCGGUUCGACCCCCACGUAUACGACAGCUGCGUCAUGGCGCGCGUCCACUCCAUGAUAGUGGAGAUGCUGCUGGACGAGCCCCGGAGCCAACUCCUGGGUUACACCCACGUGAACGAUGAGGCCGGCAUGCAGAUGCCGCACGUUAGUUUAUGGUCCUUCAACGAUGUUAGAACCAUGCUCAACUGUAUCCAGAAUUCAACACCGAUGCGCCACAAGUGUACUCAUUUCGUCAACGUACCUCACUACGGAGCCAAGUUCUUUGAAUUCGCCGUAUCACUGCUGAGUGAUAAAUUAAAGGACCGGGUUAUGUUUCACCGCAACACCCAAGACCUGAAUAAGCACGUAGAUCCCGCUAUUUUACCAAAAGAAUAUGGCGGCACGGUUCCUCUACGCGAUAUGAUCGAAGAGUUGAAACGCAAACUUCUUAAACACAGGGAAGAAUUACUUGCGCUAGACGAAAUGUGUGUCGAUGUAAACGCUCUCGAGAAGAAUGAUAUUACUCAAGAUGUUCAUUCCACAGCUGGAUCAUUCAGAAAACUUGAAUUGGAUUAAGAUAUCUCAGUCUCUACAAUUUCGGCUUUUAGUUUUUAUUUUAUUAUUAUAAUUUGUGACAUUCUACUCUAUUGUUGUUGUGGAUUUAAUUUUUAAGUAUGUUAUAGUAACAUGAGCUGGCAGAUAAUUCUAAGCUUUCCAAUAGUUUUACAGACUUCAUAUUAUAUGUAUACAUAGAUCUCAAUGGCUUCCCCUUCUAAUUAAGGAACGGGUUAUAUGCAAUUAUUUCAGUAUUAAAUACCUAAGUUUUACU